UCAGGAUAUAUUUUCUGUGUGUGGCUCUCCUUUUCCCAUCCACAGUCCAUAGGAGCUCGGUCACGUUUGCAGUGGGGAUUCUCUCGUGGAAACUAACAGGGAUGCCAAAGGAAAAAUAUGAUCCUCCAGAUCCUCACAGAAUUUAUACCAUCAUGUCAGCAGAAGAGGUAGCCAACGGGAAGAAGUCACACUGGGCUGAAUUAGAGAUCUCGGGUAGAGUGCGGAGCUUAAGUACGUCACUUUGGUCGCUGACGCACUUGACUGCUCUGCACCUCAAUGACAAUAACCUUACUCGCAUUCCACCUGAUAUUGCCAAGCUUCAUAAUCUGGUUUACCUGGAUCUGUCAUCCAACAAACUCAGAAGUUUACCAGCAGAACUAGGAAACAUGGUGUCUCUCAGGGAAUUGCUUUUAAAUAACAAUCUGUUACGGGUUUUGCCUUAUGAACUUGGACGGCUCUUCCAGCUACAAACCCUAGGUUUGAAAGGCAAUCCUUUAUCACAAGAUAUUCUCAGCCUCUACCAGGAUCCAGACGGAACUCGAAAGCUACUGAACUACAUGCUUGACAAUCUAGCAGUUCAUCCAGAGCAGCUGCCUCCAAGGCCAUGGAUUACUUUAAAAGAACGAGACCAAAUUCUGCCCUCAGCUUCAUUCACCGUUAUGUGUUACAAUGUGUUGUGUGAUAAGUAUGCCACCCGGCAGCUCUAUGGCUACUGCCCAUCUUGGGCGCUCAAUUGGGAGUACAGAAAGAAGGGAAUCAUGGAAGAAAUCGUCAACUGUGAUGCAGAUAUCAUUAGUCUUCAGGAAGUGGAAACAGAGCAAUACUUCACCCUUUUUCUGCCAGCCUUGAAAGAACGAGGAUACGAUGGAUUCUUUUCUCCAAAGUCACGUGCCAAAAUCAUGUCUGAGCAGGAGAAAAAGCAUGUGGAUGGCUGUGCAAUAUUCUUCAAAACUGAAAAAUUCACACUGGUGCAGAAGCAUACGGUGGAGUUCAACCAGGUGGCAAUGGCUAACUCAGAAGGUUCAGAAGCUAUGUUAAACCGAGUGAUGACGAAGGACAACAUCGGAGUUGCCGUGGUGUUAGAGGUGCACAAAGAAUUAUUUGGAGCAAGUAUGAAAUCGCUUCAUGUGGACAAACAGCUGCUUAUUGUGGCCAAUGCCCACAUGCACUGGGACCCCGAAUACUCAGAUGUGAAACUCAUUCAGACUAUGAUGUUUGUCUCGGAACUGAAAAAUAUCCUCGAGAAAGCCUCAAGCAGGCCUGGUAGCCCAACAGCAGAUCCUAACUCUAUCCCUCUGGUGCUGUGUGCGGAUCUCAACUCAUUGCCUGAUUCAGGUGUAGUGGAAUACUUAAGCAAUGGCAUAGUAGCUGACAACCACAAGGACUUCAAGGAGUUGCGUUAUAACGAGUGUCUCAUGAACUUCAGUGGCAAUGGGAAAAACGGGGCUUCUGAAGGAAGAAUUACGCACGGCUUCCAACUCAAGAGCGCCUACGAAAACAACUUGAUGCCUUACACCAAUUACACUUUUGAUUUCAAAGGUGUGAUUGACUACAUUUUCUAUUCCAACACUCACAUGAACGUGCUUGGUGUCCUGGGGCCUUUGGACCCUCAGUGGCUGGUUGACAACAACAUCACUGGGUGUCCACACCCUCACAUCCCUUCAGACCACUUCUCACUGUUAACACAACUAGAACUCCAUCCUCCGCUCCUGCCUCUUGUCAACGGUGUGCACUUGCCGAACAGGAGGUAGUGGAGCCCUGCCCCUUUGAGGGCAAGGACCUGUUGUUAUGGACCUGUACAGUUGUAAAUCAAAGUAUAUAGGAGUGAAGUAUGGCCAACCUUAAGCUGCUUCUUCAAGCUCCUCUCCUUAUGUGUUUGAUAUGAGAUUUUGCACAUUUUGGUGCAUACUGGUAUCAUUUGGCACUAGGGCUGGAACCAAAGUAUUAUUCCCUUUUCCACGUUUUUAAUUUAAUUCUUUUUUGUUUUGUUUGUUUUUAAACCGGCAAGCUUUUUCUUUUCAGUAGAAAGCUGCACUUAGAAACGGACAAAUGAGAUUAAAAACUUGCUUACUAACAUAUUUCAAGGUAAUGCUUUUUUCCAGAACGGGGCAAAAUGAGCCAACUUUUAGGAGGAAGAAAAACAAACAUAGGAAUGCUUGUUUUGUAGGAAGAAUUAUUAGAAAUACUGUUUGUUUGAACCCAGACCAGGGGCUGAACUCUGCAUCCAAAAUAAAUUUUGCACGUUAGCGAAGCACUUAAUACCUGACUAUAAAUGAUCAGCAGCGGGGCCCUGCCCCUCAAUCUAACUGCUGUUAGAAAACCAAAGAUGGCUUAAUACCUGUGACGAAAUGUGAGGUCUAAAUUCUCCCGACGUAACUUCAUUGACAACGAAAAUUGGAAGCGAAGCUGCGUCUCGCGAGACUCGGCGGGCGAGCGCUGAACGCCGUGUGUAGAUCGCUUGCUCAGCGGGCGCCACGGUGGCUUUUUUUUUUUUUCCGGAGCUCUCGAGGGCUCGGCCCUUCCUGGGCGAGACGCGCAGGGAUCCGAAGGAGCUCUGUGAAACAGAGCUGCCUCUCCGCUUCGGCCAGCCCGGGCCGCCCGCUGCUCGGCGGCACCGCGUGGGAGCAGGACUUAGAAACGGUAAGAAAUCGCACUUGAAAGGAGCCGUUGCAAGCGGUUGGGUUCCGGGCGAAUAAAGAAGUUGCAAAUCCAUCUUAGGGUCCCUUCCCCCAAGCUCAGUUGCAAAGACGGGGCGCUUGGGAUUAACUGCUUAAGCGUAGGGUGCAGGAAAAAAGCCGCUGGAAAUGACCCGACUUCUGUCUCCGAAGGGCACGCGGGGCAGCUGUCGGCAUGCUUUUUGCUUUGGGGGAGCAAGCGGUGGCCGCAGUCAUUCCUCGGAUUAUUUUUCCUGACCCUAGUUGCCAAAUAGCCAUCACACUUUUUGAUCAAACUUUCUUUUCCGUUGUCAGUCAGGGUUGAAUUGAAAAGCUGCUGGUUCAUUCCCAACCGUUGAUGCUCUUUGGAUGUGUUGGAAAUCCCUUCUUUUUUUUUUUUUUUUUUUUUGUUUGUGCUCUAGGUGGCCAGUUCAAAACCUGGUGCCUCAAGAGGCAUUAAACAUAAUGCAAUUUUCUGAAAAAUUGGUUGGCUGCUUAAUGUUUAAAAAAAAAAAAAAAAAAUGGCACAGUGAUAGGAAAAGGUUGUGUCUGUGUUUUUAAGUUUUUCUUUAUUCUGCUUUUUUGCUGCUAUAAGAUUUUCUUGAAUUUAUAUUUUAAACUUUUCAUGCACUUUACUGUUUCUAGUCUCAAAAUGUGAUAUUUUUAAUAAAUGCAAAAAUUUUCCAUUAUGUGAAUGAAAUUUUUAAACAGAUUGAUAGCCUAUAUUUAUGUCUCAUUCGUAUACUUAAAAAAAAAAGUCAAAUUUAAAUUAUGAAAUUAAAUACUAAGGAGCCAUCUUCUGUCUUGCAAAACUGCUAAGUCAGGCUGUUCCUCUACUCUAUAAUUAAAGAUUUCCUUUGUCGUUUUAUACAUAGGAAAUUAUCCGGAGGGAAACAAAAAUCAGUUGAACCUAGAGUAGAAACUAUUCCCUGACUCUCGUUGGGGGCCGGGGAGGGGGUGGUGUGGGACAGAACUCAAAAAUGGGUUCAGCGAAACAGCAACUCCCUUUUAAAAGAAGUGCCUAAAAAUCGGAGGCGUCAUCUAUUGUCGACUAUAAAUUGGAAGCGACCGUAGCCGGGUGAAAUUUCUGUACAGCAAUUGCUUUGUGCAGCACCAAAAAAAAAAAAAAAAAAAAAAAAACCGAAACCCUUUCUAAAGACGGAUUCUCCUCGAGGUGCAGGUGUCUCUUUUUUAAUAUACCUCAGCGUCCGCCACCUAGCCAUUGCAGAGAAAUUGCGAAAGCGACUUGAGAGUAUAGUACUGGAAAGUAGAAUAGCAUGAAAAACUUAAUUUUGUGGACAUUACCUUUCUGUAAUCAGCUACUGUAUCUUUUUUGGAGGGGGGGGUGCUCUGCUCUGGAGGUGUGCACUGACGAACCCUUCUCCUCCUUUUUCCUACACGCAUGUUAACUAGCAACGUGAGCAGUAUUUCCUACCAUACUUCACUCCCAAUAUUUUUUGAGAUGUUUGUAUAAAAUGGAAUUUAAAAUUCACCUAUGAUUGUAUAUGAACUGCAGAGGAGCCCAUUUAUUAAUAAAAAUAAAAAACAGCAAUGUUUUGUAAUACCGGGGUGGGAGAGGAUGGGGGUGAAAAAGAAAAAAAAAAAAAAGAACCCUGACCAACAUUGUAAACUGCUUAAGUUUGACUUUUCCUUUGGUUUCUAACCGAUUGAAGUGUUCUGUUGCGGGAAGGUGGUUAAUUGGAUUUUCUCUGCUGCAAAAUGCACUUCCAAACGUCCAUUACGCUGUGCAAUUUUUUCAGAAAAAGUCAUUUUAACAGACAUUGCACAAAACCUCUGGAUUUAAUUUAAAAAAAAAAAAAAAAGUCUGGUUCAUGUUUCUGUCAGUGCGCGUAACGGGGGACACGUUUCCCUGCCUUUCGUGUGUCUGGCUCCCCCCCCCCCCCGUUUUCGUUUUGUUUUUUCCUCCUUCCCAGCAGGAGCAGUAAGGGGAUUGUGCUUUUCUCUCCGGGCCGAGCAGCGGCGCCGCUCUCCGGGACGAUUUUCUGCUCUCGGGAGGGAGGGAGCGGGGAGCCGGCAUCCCCCGCGGUGAACACACGCACCGUCCAGAUGGCAACGCUGAGUUUCUUUUGACCCAGAAGGAGGCUGGCGGUCGGGUGUUUUCUAGGGGAGAGGGAAUAAUACGAAGUAAAAUAUCCCCAACCCGCGGCACAGGCGGCCGGGAAACCGUCAGUUCUCUCCAUCACUGAGCCUCAGUUCCCAGCACAUCGCAGUGCCCUCGCAGCUGAUGCCCAGGAAAAAUAAUAAAAAAAAAAAAAAAAAAAAAAAAAAAAGCCCUACGCCCUUUACUGCUCCUUGCUGGCUUGGUUUGCUUUCAAAAAUAUGGUGCCUGGUGUCAACUUCUAAGCAACAGCACUGCCUAAGGCAAGCAGAGAAAAAAAAAUCCAACACCCUUCGACAAGCAACUUUUUAAAAUUCAAUAUGGUAAAUCUGUUAGAUAUGGGGUUUUGUGUGUGUAUAUAUAUAUAUAUAUAAAAAAAAAAUGAAUUUUGUACAAUGUAGCUGAAUAUUUUUGUUUCCUUAUUUCGAUGUAAGGAGCACGAACACUUGCGUACCACACGCUGAAGUCAGGUAUGGCACAGUGGGGUCCGAGACCAGCUUUCCUUCCCAUUUGCCUCAUUAAAAGCUUUUGUCGUCCCUUUCCAGCA
Tyto alba (common barn owl) is the source of this 5320-nucleotide messenger RNA. It is a transcript of the gene CNOT6L, whose product is annotated as CCR4-NOT transcription complex subunit 6 like. NCBI's taxonomy places the organism in Eukaryota, Metazoa, Chordata, Aves, Strigiformes, Tytonidae. The transcript has 12 exons. The record is from RefSeq and is a predicted model, not a curated record. Bases 102 to 1751 code for a protein of 549 amino acids. Gene Ontology annotation, molecular function: poly(A)-specific ribonuclease activity; protein binding. Gene Ontology annotation, biological process: nuclear-transcribed mRNA poly(A) tail shortening. Gene Ontology annotation, cellular component: nucleus; cytoplasm; CCR4-NOT complex.